Molecule: messenger RNA, 3006 nt
Organism: Oryza sativa Japonica Group (Japanese rice)
Lineage: Eukaryota; Viridiplantae; Streptophyta; Magnoliopsida; Poales; Poaceae
Source: RefSeq, a predicted model, not a curated record
GCGUGUCGAGCGGCGGCGACUCGGUUAGCGGAUGGCCGCCUUGCCGCAGGCUGCUGCCGGCGUCCCGGCGAGCCGUCGUGUCGGCGACCGGAGGUGGGACACGCGCUGCGGCGCCGGGGAGGCCCCGCAUGGGUGCGCGGAGGCGUGGGGGGCAGCGCCUGGUGCCGCACCUGGAGCAGGCGGCAGCCGACGGGGUGGCGUGGGGGCGGCGCGGCGGAGGCGCACUGCCCACCACAGGAAGACGGCAGCCGAGCCGGCAGAGCCACUCCUGCACCAUCAAUCGAACAUGCAGGGUACGUGGAUUUUUUUUCCUCCAAUUUUUUUCCCAUAUUCAUUUGUACUGUCAAAUUGCUUGGUGAGGAGUUCAUUUCAGCUUUCAGAUUCGCUCUGCGACAGUGUAACAUGUUUAGGGUUCCUUUGGAGUAAUUCCUAUAUAAGUCAUUUGGUUUAUAGGAUUGCUUUAAAGGAAAUUUACUACAUAGGAUAGGAAAGUUUCCUCCACUUCUUGGAGGAAUUUUAGCAUCAGGUCUAACCUCUAGUUUCAAAUUCCUUUGAGAUUUUCAAUUCAUUUUAUCUCCAACAAAUCAAUAUAUAAUCUUAAAUCUCCUAUGGUUUUCCUAUGAUACAUCCAAACACAUGUUUUAAACGAUUCCUGUAGUAUUACUUCCUGUAUGAUUCACCAUCGUGUGACAUCUCAAUCCUUGUGUUUUUUAUAUUCCUGUAUUCUCCUGUGACUUUUGUUGAGAAUGCCUUGGAAGGCUGAAACGAUAGGUGGUACUACGUGUUGUUUAAACUGUGCUGAUAGGUAGACCACAAAUUAGAACUUAAGAAUUGAUGUUUGCCAGCAGCCUAGCACCCUAGUCGGAACUUGGAAGGGACCAGAAUAAUGAAAUGAUUUGUUGGUCAUUAAUAGACAGUUUCUUUUGAUUGACAGCGGAAAUUACUCGAUAUUGUUCUUCAAAUUAUUAGUGGUAUGAACCUUUUGAGUGAUUGACAGGAAACAAAUCCACCACUAUCUGUUAAAGAUGAGAGCCAAAAGUCUGCAGUUGGCCUGACGAUAUUGUUCUGUUCAUAGUCAGUCGCGUCUUCUUGUAUUGGUUUUGUUUUACCCUGAUUGCGUGAAGUGAAACUAUUAUUCAGAUUAUAAUUGUCGACGCUAUUUGUGAUCCCGUGCAUGCACUUUGGCACUCGUCCAUGCCUCAUUUUUUCCCCUUCCGCAGCCACUGCAGAUGGUUGGUGAUCAUAGGUUAUUCAACACUCAAGUCCUGAACUUCCCUUUUCCUUAAUUGACAAUACCAGGGUUGGUGCCGAUAUUGGCUUUUACCUAAUUUAAGUAUCUCCGCCAUGUGUGGCAGGGAUUUCUCUUGGUUAGGAUUAACCUAAUUAACCAUCCGGCAUGAUCCAUGCAUGGCACAGCUUGUGGGUCUCCUAUUUUUGGGGUUGAUCUUCCUCCUUCCUCCCCUUGGUAUUAGAGGACAUCAUCUCCCUGUCCCCUCUUUGCCCUGCCAUUUCCUUCUCCUUCCUCCUGCAGCAGCUGUCGUAAGUCGUGGCACGACAGCUGCUGCGAUAUCUAUCGCACCAGGAAGGAUCCUUCCGAGGAGGAAAGGCAAACGGCGGGACGCUUGAGCCAACACACACCAUUGACAAAAACAUUAAUUAGAUCGUGAUAGAGGAAUAUAACAAUCACAGAAGCCAUGGCAAGCAGCGGCAAGGAGCACCGGCGAGGUGUUCCACGCCCACCGCCGUUGUCGCUCUACAUCGAGAGGGAGCAAGGUGAGGUCAUCAUGGCUGGUCAGGCGCUGGCGACGACGAGGAUGCUCCAGCAGGUCGCCACCAGCAGCAGUGGCAAGAAGAGGAUACUGUCCAAGCAGCUGUCCAUGAAGGAGACAACCCGGGAGGUCAAGUGGGAGAAGCGGCGCAGGCAGAUACACCGGCAGAGGAGCAGCAUGGCCCUUCAGGAUGUUGAGGAAGAAGCGAGUGCCAACAUGUUCGCCGCCACCACUGACAGCGAAAUGGGCUCCAGCACCGAGCGGGUGCCCAAGAGGCUGACCGAUGGAGACCUCGAUGAGCUGAGGGGAUCCAUGGAGCUUGGCUUUGGAUUCGACGAGGAGAAUGGUGGGCAGAACCUCUGUGACACGCUCCCUGCCCUCGACCUCUACUUCGCCGUCAACCGGCAGCUCUCGGAGCCCAAGAUGCGUUUGUCCACUAGCUCCUUGCCAUCACCGACAUCAGCGACGUCGUCCUCCUCUACCCUCGGUGGCACAUCGAACCCGGGUAGCCCCGUCGCACCUUCUUCUUUCAUGGACUCGUGGAAGAUUUGCAGUCCAGGUGACAACCCUCAGCUUGUGAAGACAAGGCUUAGGCACUGGGCUCAAGUAGUGGCCUGUUCAGUGAAACACUCCAGCUGAUCAGUGCUGUAACAACCAUAUUCUCCUCCCAAAAGCCAUUAACAAUACAAUGUUUAUAUAUAUAUAUAUAUAUAUAUAUAUAUAUAUAUAUAUAUAUAUAUAUAUAUAUGCAUAUCCCUGCAUGCAUUGGUUAGAUGGCGAAGGAUGAGAAAAUUAAACUUCGAUGGUAUAAACUGAACGUAACCUUUUUUCCCUCUGAUGAUGACGCCCAUGGUUGUGUUUGUAUAUAUACAGAUUUUAGUAUACAAAUAUGUAUGUGUUGGCAAACAUUAAUGUUCUACAUAUUGCAUAUAUGUGUCCUGGUUUUGCAAGAAUAUUUUUCAUGCCAAUUAAUCUCUGGCCGAUCUCUAAUUGAUACAAAUACAGCCUUCACUAACAUAACAUGUUGGUUGAUUUCAGUAAAACCAUAUGGAACAGAACUACAGUUACAGAAACAGAAACCAGAGACUAUCUUAGUUGUACCAGAGUCACAAAUGAUUCUAUGAGGACUUCAUAGAGGUAGAGUGUGCGUGUGUAUUCAUAGGAAUGAGUGUGAGCGCAUUGUGAGCGCCUGUGUUUGUAUUUUACUUAUAAAAAAAAUUGCUCCAAAAUGCAUAUA